UCAGAGAGACAAAACAUUCACUUUUCAAAAUCCGUCUCGGGCGAAGGACCGCCACCAUCUCUUCUUGCACUAUAACCUUCAAAAUCCUUCAAAAUCCGUAUCUUACCGUCAAUAAUAUCACUCGAUAUUCGCUUUCCUUUUCUGUAAUUUGAUUACCCACUUCAGGUUUUCCAUCUCGAAAUCAAAUUCAUCAAUUUCUGCAAUGGGUAGUUGUUUUAGCAAGAAGAACACCUCUUGUUCUCCCGCUCCGCCGCCUCCUCCUCCAUCUGCUCCGCCUGCUACCGGUUAUGGUUACGGUUAUGGGGUUGUUGAUUCAAGCAUCAAGAGCAAGCCCAUAUCGGAAACUGAAGCAGGGGACCUUAAAAUGAAGGUGAAGAAGCAGCCAGGAGCAAAACAAGAACAAAUUGCCCAACAAGAAGGAGACAAUCAAGAUCAAGAACCCCAAGUCCAAGUGAAGAAGGAGGUAUUCGUCAUCAAACACCGAAAGAGCCACGACGAAAGAGGGGACAGAGAUUGCAAGAAAACCCCACUUCCCCAAAACCAAAUCCAACCGAAUUCGCCGCGACAACCUCCGUCAGAUGCGGCGGUUGUUUUUGCUGCUUCCGCUGCUUCUCCUCCGCAGAUAUCUGCUGACACCAAGACCGGUGCUUGCAGUGAAUCCGUGGAUGACGUUGACAAGGUUGGGAAGCGUGUGAGGACGUUGAGCUGCAACAAGGAGGAAUUGGACGCCAUUCUCAUACAGUGUGGAAGGCUUAGCCGUAGCAAUUCUUCCGGGUCUGCGAAUAGAACCCGAAAGUACUCUGGUUCGAAAAGGAGCUAUGAUUUUGAUGCGAGCGAUGUUCAUGCCAAUGUCAAUGAUAUAUGUAAUGGUGCUGAUGCUGAUGGUGAGGGUGAUAGGGUUUCAGAAGAGAAAUCUCACCGCCAUUCUUCGAGGUCAAGGCCUUCUUCUCCCUCUUCUCAAGGGAGGAGGAGGAGGACACCCAGCAGAGAAAGAAAUCAGCAGCAGCGAUCGAGCAGCAGGGAGAGACGAACUAGUCUUUCACCGGGCAAACGCUCAUCUUCUAAUGCUAAUUCUGGUGCAACAGCAACUGCCAAUGCGAAUCCUAGGCCAGGAAAGAUGGUUUCAGUCCCUCCAGCUGCCAUUAACAAUGGGGAAUCUGCAACUACCAUCAAGCGAAUUUCAGUGAAGAGAAAUGUUGGAUCCCCCCGUGCUCAGUCCCCAGCUAGAGCUCAGUCUCCAGCUAUAUUGAAUGGUAGAGGUCCCAAUGACGGUCAGCAGCAGCCUUCUCUAAGCCGGAGCUCCUCAAGAAAAGCGGAGCAAUCCCCCUACAGAAGGAACCCAUUGGCUGAGAUCGAUCCUAACUCCCUUGCCUACCCACAAGCGAAUAACAACAGCCGAAACAAAAGAGAAAUCAAGGGUGAAGAGGAGAUUGUUGUCAAGGAACCCACCAAUCUUUCAAAUCAGAAACCGACUCUCGAAAUCAACUGUAACAGAAUUGUUGCCCAAGGUAUCAACUACAUAACCAGCAAUAGUACAAUGGACAACAAGAACACGGUUCUAGUGGAGGAGGCCAAGGGACAACCACAAGGGAAACCCCAAACAUUAACAAGAAGCAGGUCCUCUAGGCGAUCCAGAGACCUAGACAUUGAUCCUGAAACCGACACCCUUUUGAAUCCUGGGCAAUCUUUGUAUACUUCACUAUUGCUCAAAGACAUACAGAAUUUCCACCAGCAGAACACGCCGAGUGCAGUAUCACUCCCUUCAUGCGUAUCUAAGGCCUGCUCCAUUGUAGAAGCAGUUGCCGACCUCAACUCUGCUACGAAAAGCACUCCAACAGAUCAAAGGAACAAAAAAUUUGCUUCUGGCUAUAAUGCUUCACUUGCUGGGAAGAGCAUAGGCUGUCUAGCAGAUGAGCGAAAAGAUCCUUUUGUUGAGUCUGAGGUAGUUGCCAAUGAUGAUCUGAUGGAGCCAAGCUUCCACAAGUAUGUGACUGUGAGAAGGGGUACUGGUGCAUUGGAAGAUAUGGAGGACCAAGAGUCUUCUGGCAGCAACAGCUUUCUCAGUGGUAGUUCUCACUCGCAACAACAUAAUUGGGGCUUCUCUUCUUCUUCAUGGGAACCCAAUUCAGCCGACUCCACUGAUUGCUGGACUUCAAGAUCCAACACCAAAGAGGAGGAUCACAAAACUCCAGUGAGUAUUGGUAUGGAUGAGGCUGCAAGAAGGAGAUUGAAUAGGCACCAGUGCAGCGGUGGAAUUGGGCGUGGAAGUCUCGCUGCCAUCAAAGCCAAAGGGCUUCCCACACUUCCAGGUGCUGCAGCUGCAGCAUCAAUGUAGGUGUAGUUAAGCGUUUUUACUUAUUCAUUCAAAUUUGUACCUUUCGAUUUCAGCAACUCUCCCUCUAGUGUAGACUACAUUUGUGUUGGCAGUUGCAUACUUGCAACAUUUUCUAUUUGAAGCGCUGAUUAAAUUCUUCUUUUUUCCGUAAA
Pyrus x bretschneideri (Chinese white pear) is the source of this 2487-nucleotide messenger RNA. RefSeq lists its product as uncharacterized. The record is from RefSeq and is a predicted model, not a curated record. Bases 203 to 2335 code for a protein of 710 amino acids. The transcript has 2 exons. NCBI's taxonomy places the organism in Eukaryota, Viridiplantae, Streptophyta, Magnoliopsida, Rosales, Rosaceae.